AUGGGCCGAGUGGCCUCGCUGACUCCAGGCCGGCCUCUCUCUCUCUCUCUCUCUCUCUCUCUGCUCCGGCUAUUCGGUGUCUCCGCUCCGGCUUCUUAUUGCGGACAGGAUGAGGCGGCGGCGGCUGUUGUUGUUGCUGCUGGUGUUGUUGUUGUGGAUCGAUCCGGUUCAUCCAAAUCCAAUCCCAGCGGCUCCGGAAACCAAUCGCAGCCUCCCUGGGGGAAACAAUAAUGGACAUGCUGGAAACAGCCAGGGUGGAAACAAGCAACUUAACUCGGAGGCCAAUGCGGAGAGUGGCACCGUGGGCAGGGGCGGGGGUGGGGACCUGGGCAUGACCGAGGGUGGCCAGGGCAAGACCAAUGUUGGCGGCCAGGGCAAGACCGAUGUUGGCCAGGGCAAGACCGAGGUUGGCGGCCAGGGCAAGACCGAUGUUGGCGGCCAGGGCAAGACCGAUGUUGGCGGCCAGGGCAAGACCGAUGUUGGCGGCCAGGGCAAGACCGAUGUUGGCGGCCAGGGCAAGACCGAUGUUGGCCAGGGCAAGACCGAUGUUGGCGGCCAGGGCAAGACCGAUGUUGGCGGCCAGGGCAAGACCGAUGUUGGCGGCCAGGGCAAGACCGAUGUUGGCGGCCAGGGCAAGACCGAUGUUGGCGGCCAGGGCAAGACCGAUGGCGGCCAGGGCAAGACCGAUGGCGGCCAGGGCAAGACCGAUGUCGGCCAGGGCAAGACCGAUGUCGGCGGCCAGGGCAAGACCGAUGUCGGCGGCCAGGGCAAGACCGAUGUCGGCGGCCAGGGCAAGACCGAUGUCGGCGGCCAGGGCAAGACCGAUGUCGGCGGCCAGGGCAAGACCGAUGUCGGCGGCCAGGGCAAGACCGAGGUUGGCGGCCAGGGCAAGACCGAUGUUGGCGGCCAGGGCAAGACCGGGGACAAUACCGGAGCUGCCGGCACAAACAAGAUUGAGGUUAUGGGCAAGGACAAGAGCAACACUGAGGGAAGAACUGAUGGCAAUAUCCCAGGUGGUAGCGUGGGCAAGAUUGAGGGCAGGACUAGGACUGGCAGUGAGGUCAAGACCAGUGCCACUGGCAGUGGAAUCCACAAUGUUGAGAAUGGUGAUCAAAGUUCAAAAACUGGUGCAAAUCAAGGCAAUGGGGCACUGAAUGGGGUGGAGGAGGUGAGCAGUGACAACCAGGCAGUACCUGAGGACAUGAAGCCAGUCGAUGGGCAGAGCAAUAAGGCCAAGGACGAUGAGGGGGAUGGCAAGGAGGGUGGUGCUAAUGAAGAGGAGGAUGAGGAGACACCAGAAACGGAGGGGGACGGGAAUGUCGUGGAGGCUAACGACAGUGCACCUGCUGGCGGAGGAUUGGUGAAGAAUGGAGCUGGGACGAACAUAGGUGCUGAUUCGGUGCCUAGCGAUGAGCCAGAGAGCAGCCAUUUCUUUGCCUAUCUGGUGACCACAGCAGUCAUUGUUGCUGUCCUGUACAUCGCCUAUCACAACAAACGCAAGAUUAUUGCUGUUGUUAUUGAAGGGAGGAGGUCGAAGGCCAAUCGACGCCCAAAAUCAACAGAUUAUCAGCGAUUGGAUCAGAAGAUGUGAAGGUCCUCUGAGCACUGAUGGAGCCCCUCCCCCCCGCUGAGGCACAGCAUCCCCCCACCCCCCCACCUUCCCGUCUAAAAUGUGAGACCCUUUACGUCAACCCAAUGCUAGAUCAACAGAGAGUUUGAUCCAAAAUCAAGGACUGAAUCAUUUCUCCAGGCGCCAGUUAGCUUGGUGUGGAUGUCAUUUCCCGAUCAGUUCAAAGGCUUUAAAUUAUGUUUCUGUGUGGUGGUGG
Molecule: messenger RNA, 1826 nt
Organism: Carcharodon carcharias (great white shark)
Lineage: Eukaryota; Metazoa; Chordata; Chondrichthyes; Lamniformes; Lamnidae
Exons: 4
Coding region: 110-1591 (493 amino acids)
Source: RefSeq, a predicted model, not a curated record